UUCCCUUUAGAAUUAACAUAUAACCUUAGAACGACUAUGUUGAAACUCAAAUUUAACUUACUUCUACUCUGUGUUAUAUUUUUCACUACAUUUGCAGAGCCUGGAGAUGAUUUCGAUUUUGACAUUUAUGAAGAUGUUCCUGAAGCUGGAGCUGAAAACGAAGCAGGAGCUGAAAAUGUAGCUGGAGCUGAAAAUGUAGCUGGGACCGAAAAUGAAACCGAGAAUGUGGUUAAGGACAAACCGACGAUGUUAAAUGAGGAACCAAGCGAGAUUGCAGACAAUCGUGCAAAAAUGGAUUGUUAUUGCCAGGGAGUAUUAGAUAUGAUCGAAAAAGUAAAAUCAUUUCGAUCCGAUUUUUUGUAUAAGACCGUGCGUUUCAAAUCCCAAGAAACCUUUGAACUAACUGCAGGAGCAGUGCAAAAUAAAUUAAAAGAAAUUUCGGAUGACCUCUGUUCGGGGUUCGAUAAGUCUAGUCUCGAAGAAUUUAUUAAGUUUUAUUUUGAAAUGGUUGCUACAUUUCAAAUUUCAAUGAUUGAAAAGUUUUUAAGACUUGAGUAUAUUCGAAAAAUAAUGUAUAACUUUUAUAAUGAGAUAUUUACUUGUAAAGCGAACAUGCUGAAAUGCACAUUUGACGUUGACUGGCAAUAAAACUAUUAUAAAAACUGAA
Drosophila takahashii is the source of this 667-nucleotide messenger RNA. Lineage: Eukaryota; Metazoa; Arthropoda; Insecta; Diptera; Drosophilidae. The record is from RefSeq and is a predicted model, not a curated record.